AUGGCUUGGAACAAUCAGUCAUUUGUGACUGAAUUUAUACUGAUGGGUCUUUCUAGUUCUUGGGAACUUCAGAUCUUCUAUUUCCUGUUUUUCUCCGUAGUCUACACAGCCACUGUCCUGGGAAACCUCUUUAUUGUACUCACUGUAAUAUUGGAGCCACGCCUUCACUCUCCCAUGUACUUCCUGCUGGGUAACCUGUCCUUCAUUGACAUGUCUCUGGCCUCCUUUGCCACUCCCAAAAUGAUUGCAGACUUCCUCAGUGAGUACAAAGCCAUUUCUUUUGAAGGCUGCAUCACUCAGAUAUUCUUUCUGCACCUCUUAGGAGGUGCUGAGAUUGUCUUGCUGAUCUCCAUGUCCUUUGAUAGGUACGUUGCUAUAUGUAAACCUCUACGUUACUUAAUCAUAAUGAAUCGAAAAAUGUGUAUUGGGCUUGUGGUCCUUUCUUGGAUUGUCGGCAUCUUCCAUGCUAUGAGUCAGUUAGCCUUUACUGUGAACCUGCCCUUCUGUGGAUCCAAUCAAGUGGACAGUUUCUUCUGUGAUCUCCCCUUGGUAAUUAAACUAGCCUGUGUUGACACCUACAUUCUGGGGGUGUUUAUGAUCUCAACUAGCGGCAUGAUUGCCCUGGUGUGCUUCAUCCUCCUGGUUAUCUCCUACACCAUCAUCCUGGUCACUGUCCGGCAACGCUCCUCGGGAGGGUCCUCCAAAGCCCUGUCCACUUGCAGUGCGCACUUCACUGUGGUGACGCUUUUCUUUGGCCCUUGCAUUUUCAUCUAUGUGUGGCCUUUCACCAAUUUCCCGAUAGACAAAGUGCUCUCAGUCUUUUAUACAAUUUUCACUCCUCUCUUGAAUCCUGUGAUCUAUACACUUAGAAAUAAAGAUGUCAAAGAGUCCAUGAAGAAACUGAGUAGCCAUAUCUUUAAGUCAAGCAAGACUGAACAUAACCCAUAA
Elephantulus edwardii (Cape elephant shrew) is the source of this 948-nucleotide messenger RNA. Its product is annotated as olfactory receptor 4K3-like. The transcript has a single exon. Gene Ontology annotation, biological process: G protein-coupled receptor signaling pathway. The coding region runs from base 1 to 948 and encodes 315 amino acids. The record is from RefSeq and is a predicted model, not a curated record. Gene Ontology annotation, cellular component: membrane. NCBI's taxonomy places the organism in Eukaryota, Metazoa, Chordata, Mammalia, Macroscelidea, Macroscelididae. Gene Ontology annotation, molecular function: olfactory receptor activity; G protein-coupled receptor activity.